Darwinula stevensoni is the source of this 564-nucleotide messenger RNA. The record is from the annotation of a GenBank genome assembly. Lineage: Eukaryota; Metazoa; Arthropoda; Ostracoda; Podocopida; Darwinulidae.
UUCGGCACAUCACCUCUGAUCGAAUCGACUAAUCGAGAAUUAAUUGCAGCGCCGAUGCCGCGCGAAUACCAGAAGUUGAAGGUGAAGCCCCGCGGGGUCAGCAAUCGACGGAGGGGCAUGGAUUACAUCCGGGAACACGUCGCUUCCGGGGUCAUGUUCUUCGCCGACGACGACAACGCCUACGACGUUCGUAUCUUCGAGGAGAUGCGAUGGACCGCGAAAGUCUCCAUGUUCCCCGUGGGGUUCGCGACGAGCUACGGCGUCUCCUCGCCCGUCGUCGUCGACGGGGAGGUGGUCGGCUUCUACGACGGGUGGGAGAGGGGCAAGAAUCGGCGGUUCCGCAUCGACAUGGCCGGCUUCGCCAUCAACAUCCCGUUCUUCCUCAAGGGCUUCCUGGAUGCGGAUGAGGAAGACGAUCUGCUCCUUCUCCUCCUUCUGGAUGCAGACUGCCGACAACGAGAAUCCCUCGUCGACCGAGAGCGAGACCUCCUCCUGGACGAGGGCGACUUGGACCGGGCGUGUCGACGCCUCGAUCUCCUCAAACGUGGAGGGUUCUCCUCGUGA